Messenger RNA from Gastrolobium bilobum, 4535 nucleotides. RefSeq names its product enhancer of mRNA-decapping protein 4-like. NCBI's taxonomy places the organism in Eukaryota, Viridiplantae, Streptophyta, Magnoliopsida, Fabales, Fabaceae. Gene Ontology annotation, biological process: deadenylation-independent decapping of nuclear-transcribed mRNA. Gene Ontology annotation, molecular function: protein binding. Gene Ontology annotation, cellular component: P-body. The transcript has 12 exons. Bases 140 to 4267 code for a protein of 1375 amino acids. The record is from RefSeq and is a predicted model, not a curated record.
ACUCUCUCUCUCUCUGCACGUACUCGCAGACUCUCUUUCUCUCUCUAAUUCUCAAUCUCAAUCUAUCUGCAAAUUCUGCAUUAGUCCUCACAAAUUCAGUCAGAUUGAAUUGAUUAUCAAUUGAAUUCAAUUCAAUCUGAUGAUGGCUUCCCCUAAUCAACCUCAACCUCCUCCCUUCGAUAUGCACACUUUCUUCAAUCCCCCAAACCCAAACCCUAACCCUAACCCUUCUUCCCCAUUCCCUCCGUCAUCCUCUUCCUCCUCUUCAUACCCUCCUCCAUCCACCGGUCCCUUCUCCACCGCCCCUUUCCACCACAACAUCCCCUACGACCACCUCCAAAUCCACCACCACCACCGCUCCCUCUCUUUCCCCACUCCACCUCUCCAACCUCAACCCAUCCCUCCUCCUUCCAACCCCAACGCCGGCGCUCGCCUAAUGGCCCUCCUCAGCGCCCCGCCCAACCCGUCGCAGCCGCCGCCACCACAGCAACCAGCAUCCACACCUUUCUCCUCAGAUUAUGUUGCCGCCAAUUUCCCCGUUGUUCUGCCGACGAUGGGCGUGUUGACUGCCGCCAAUGCCGCUGCGGCGGCCGCGCUGAUUCGGGCGCCGAGCAGUAAGGUCCCCAGAGGAAGGCAUUUGAUCGGGGAGCAUGUUGUGUAUGAUGUGGAUGUUAGGUUGCCUGGUGAGGUGCAGCCUCAGCUCGAGGUUGCUCCCAUCACCAAAUAUGGGUCGGAUCCUAACCCGGUUUUGGGUCGCCAAAUUGCUGUGAAUAAGUCGUAUAUAUGCUAUGGUUUGAAACAGGGGAACAUUAGGGUGCUCAACAUUCACACUGCGGUCAGAUCUUUGCUGAGAGGCCACAAUCAGAGGGUCACGGACUUGGCUUUUUUUGCUGAAGAUGUUCAUCUCUUGGCUAGUGUUGGUGCAGAUGGCCGUGUUUAUGUGUGGAAGAUCUCUGAAGGUCCAGAUGAUGAAGAUAAGCCUCAAAUUACUGCCAAUAUUGUUAUUGCUAUUCAAAUAGUGGGAGAGGAGAAAGUUGAACAUCCUCAAAUUUGCUGGCACUGCCACAAACAAGAGAUUUUGAUAGUUGGUAUGGGAAAAUAUGUGCUGAGAAUUGACACCACAAAAGUUGGAAAUGGUGAAGCCUUUGUGACGGAGGAUCCUCUGAGAUGUCCUGUUGACAAGCUCAUUGAUGGGGUUCAACUUGUAGGCACACAUGAUGGGGAGGUGACUGAUUUGUCAAUGUGCCAAUGGAUGACAAAUCGAUUGGUAUCUGCCUCACAAGAUGGCACGAUAAAGAUCUGGGAAGAUCGCAAGACACAGCCGCUUGUGAUUUUGAGACCACAUGAUGGGCAGCCUGUUUUUUCUGCUACAUUUUUUACUGCUCCACACCAGCCUGGUCAUAUUGUCCUUAUAACAGCGGGACCACAAAAUCGGGAAGUGAAGCUUUGGGUCUCAGCAAGUGAAGAAGGUUGGCUGCUCCCAAGCGAUGCUGAAUCAUGGAAAUGCACUCACACAUUGGAGCUGAAGAGUUCAGCUCAACCGUCUCAUAAGGAUGCAUUUUUUAAUCAAGUUGCAGCAUUGUCUCAUGCAGGUCUGCUUCUACUUGCAAAUGCCCAGAGGAAUGCUAUAUAUGCUGUGCACUUAGAAUAUGGUCCUAAUCCAGAAUCGACCCGGAUGGAUUAUAUAUCUGAGUUUACUGUGACAAUGCCCAUUUUGAGUUUUACUGGGACAAGUGAUAUAUUACCUCAUGGUGAACAUAUUGUUCAGGUUUAUUGUGUUCAGACACAGGCUAUUCAGCAGUAUGCAUUGGAUUUAGCUCAGUGCUUGCCUCCACCACUGGAAAAUGUGGGAGUAGAGAAGUCAGAUUCCAGUGUUUCGCGAGAUGCAGUUACUGCUGAAGGAUUCACCUCUUUAGAUUCAUCUGCAGGUCGAACAUCUGAAAUGUCUUUAGCUAGUUCUGCUCCCAAAACAAUGAUACAAGCAAGUAGCACUGAGAGUGGACUUGUGGCAAGAUACCCUUUAAGCUCUGGCCAUAUCGAGGCACCUAUUUCUAAAGAAAUCAGCAGCUCAAAUAUUGAAGCUAAACCAGUUACAUUGGCUCCUUCUAGUAGUGAUGCUGAUAUUGUUUGUGUUCCAUCUCCGCCUCUUCCUUUGAGCCCAAGGUUGUCUAGGAAACUUUCUGAUUUUAGGAGUCCACAGUCUAACUUGAGUGAUCAUGUUGGGGACCAACCUGUUAAUGAUUAUUCAGUUGACCGACAAAUGGAUACCAUUCAUCGGAACUUGUCUGAUGUACCACCACUGAAUAAUGAUUUGAAGAAUGAUGAUAAGAAAGUCAAACAGGAUGACAUUCCUGGUGUACUUAAUCCUUCUGUCAUGUUUAAGCAACCAACUCAUCUGGUUACACCGUCUGAGAUCAUAAAAGCUGGUUCCUCCUCUGAGACUAAUAUAAUUGAUAGAAAGAGUGAAGGAGAAGCAAAGAUCCAGGAUGUGGUUGAUGUGGGUAAUGCUGAAGUGGAAGUGAAAGUUGUGGGUGAGGCAAGAUCUAAUCCAAGCGAUGAGUUUGGCCGGCAAGGGCCACAACAAAACCUAGUCUCUGAUAGUAAAGAAAAAUACUUUUGCUCUCAGGCUUCGGAUCUUGGUAUUGACAUGGCUCGAGAAUGCUCUGCGAUAUCUAGGGAAACUUACAUUACAGAGGAGCCUGGUCAAGUUGAUUCUAUUGUGGGCGACUCACUGGCCCAACAUCCUAAUGCCAGCGAGGAUGGACUCCAAGACUUGGCAAAAGAUGUCCAUGAAAAGGUGUCUGACUCAUCUACAUCAAUGACGAUACCACCAUCCCCUACGCCUAAUACUAAAGGGAAGAGACAGAAGGGCAAAAGUUCUCAAGCAUCAGGUCCAUCUUCCCCAUCUCCAAGUGCAUGCAAUUCAACUGAUUUGUCUUAUGAACCAAAUGGAAGUUUGAGCCUCCCUUCUACAGAAAAUGCUUUUCCUCAAAUUCUAGGAAUGCAAGAAUCGCUCAACCAGUUAUUGACAAUGCAAAAAGAGAUGCAGAAGCAAAUGACCAUGAUGGUUACAGUUCCAGUUACAAAAGAAGGUAGAAGGCUCGAGGCUUCCCUAGGGAGGAGCAUGGAAAAAGCUGUCAAGGCUAACACUGAUGCCUUGUGGGCUCGAAUUCAAGAGGAGAAUGCGAAAAAUGAAAAAUUGUUAAGAGACCGCAUCCAGCAAGUUACAGGUUUGAUUAGUAACUUUGUGAAUAAGGAUCUACCAGCAAUAUUGGAAAAAACAGUGAAGAAGGAAAUGGCUUCAGUUGGGCAAGCUGUAGUUCGUGCAAUGUCACCUGCUGUGGAAAAAAUAAUAUCUUCUUCUAUUGCAGAGUCCUUCCAGAGAGGUGUGGGUGAUAAGGCAGUGAAUCAACUUGAUAAAUCAGUUAAUUCAAAACUUGAAGCUACCGUAGCUAGACAAAUCCAAGCACAGUUUCAGACAACUGGCAAACAGGUGCUUCAGGAUGGACUCAAAUCCAGUUUUGAAACAUCAGUGGUUCCUGCAUUCGAGAUGUCAUGCAAAGCCAUGUUUGAGCAAGUAGAUGCUACAUUUCAAAAAGGCAUGGUUGAACAUUCAACUGCAGUGCAGCAACGCCUUGAAUCUGGGCCCACUUCUUUGGCAAUGACUUUAAGGGAUUCCAUUAAUUCAGCAUCGUCAGUUACUCAAACCUUGAGUAGAGAAGUUCUCGAGGGCCAGAGAAAGCUAGUGGCACUUGCAGCUGCAAGAACAACCUCGGGCACAUUAAAUCCUUUGCCCGUCCAGCUGAACAAUGGUCCUUUACUUCAUGAGAAGGUUGAAGUGCCACUGGAUCCCACUCAGGAGCUAUCAAGGCUGAUUUCUGAACGGAAAUAUGAGGAGGCUUUCACUGGAGCUUUACAAAGAAGUGAUGUGUCGAUUGUAUCUUGGUUAUGUUCUCAGGUUGAUUUGCAUGGACUUCUGUCAAUGGUUCCUCUUCCUUUAAGCCAAGGAGUAGUGCUUUCACUUCUGCAGCAGUUGGCUUGUGAUAUUAACAACGAGACACCCCGAAAGAUUGCGUGGAUGACAGAUGUAGCUGCUGCCAUUAAUCCCUCAGACCCCAUGAUUACAAUGCACGUGCGACCCAUCUUUGAGCAAGUCUAUCAGAUACUGAAUCAUCAACGUAGUUUGCCUACAAUGACUGGAGCUGAUCUCUCCAGUAUCCGUCUUUUGUUGCAUGUCAUCAACUCUAUGCUUAUGACAUGUAAAUGAUUUUUCUCAUUUCCAGAAAUGUGCAAAUUCACUAGCAUUCAUGGUCGAUAUGGUAGUUGUUGGAGGACAAUGCCAGAAUGGUCCAGGUUCAAAUGCUGGUAGAGUUCAAAAAAAAAAAAGAAAUGUGCAAAUUCGCCUUUUGAACUUCUAAUGAUUGGAAUUUUGUACAAAGCUCAGUGAGUUUCUUUGUAGUCAUUUUUCUAUGAACGAAGGAAGUAGAUAAGUAGUUUAUCUAUCAAAUUAUUCUGCAGUAACGAAAUUGAUUUUG